AUGAAGGAGCAAGCGUCCCACAGACGAGUCACUCUGAGUCUGAUGAUCCGCGAACAUGAAGGAGCAGUGCGCCCCCUGCCUGCCCCCACAGCGCCCCCUGCCUGCUCCACAGCGCCCCCUGCCUGCUCCACAGCGCCCCCUGCCUGCUCCACAGCGCCCCCUGCCUGCCCUGCUCCACAGCGCCCCCUGCCUGCCCUGCUCCACAGCGCCCCCUGCCUGCCCCCACAGCGCCCCCUGCCUGCCCCUCCACAGCGCCCCCCUGCCUGCUCCACAGCGCCCCCUGCCUGCUCCACAGCGCCCCCUGCCUGCUCCACAGCGCCCCCUGCCUGCUCCACAGCGCCCCCUGCCUGCUCCACAGCGCCCCCUGCCUGCUCCACAGCGCCCCCUGCCUGCUCCACAGCGCCCCCUGCCUGCUCCACAGCGCCCCCUGCCUGCCCCCACAGCGCCCCCUGCCUGCCCCCACAGCGCCCCCUGCCUGCCCCCACAGCGCCCCCUGCCUGCUCCACAGCGCUCCCUGCCUGCUCCACAGCGCCCCCUGCCUGCCCCCACAGCGCCCCUGCCUGCCCCCACAGCGCUCCCUGCCUGCCCCCACAGCGCCCCCUGCCUGCUCCACAGCGCCCCCUGCCUGCUCCACAGCGCCCCCUGCCUGCCCCCACAGCGCCCCCUGCCUGCUCCACAGCGCCCCCUGCCUGCUCCACAGCGCCCCCUGCCUGCCCCCACAGCGCCCCCUGCCUGCCCUGCUCCCACAGCGCCCCCUGCCUGCUCCACAGCGCCCCCUGCCUGCUCCACAGCGCCCCCUGCCUGCUCCACAGCGCCCCCUGCCUGCCCCCACAGCGCCCCCUGCCUGCCCUGCUCCACAGCGCCCCCUGCCUGCCCCCACAGCGCCCCCUGCCUGCCCCCACAGCGCCCCCUGCCUGCCCCCACAGCGCCCCCUGCCUGCCCCCACAGCGCCCCCUGCCUGCCCCCACAGCCACUGCACACUGA
This is a messenger RNA of Knipowitschia caucasica, 984 nucleotides long. The record is from the annotation of a GenBank genome assembly. Lineage: Eukaryota; Metazoa; Chordata; Actinopteri; Gobiiformes; Gobiidae.